AAAACAUAACAUACAUACACAGAUCUAUCUUAAUCGCUGUCCCUUUACCCUUACGCGCUAAUCUCUCUCUCUCUCUCUCUCACACACACACACAAACACACACAUUAUAUGUACACUUAGAUCUUUCAUCUUCAACCUCAGUAGUUGGCACUUGUCAAAGUACUUUGAGCUGGGUUUCCAUCAACUACCAAGAAAAGAAUAAAGAUUCAAUCUUUUCUUGUUAAUUAUAUUUACCAAUUGGGUUUUUAAGGGUGAGUGAAAUCUUGCAUUCCCUUCAUGGGUCUUGAUCUUUGUGGCAAAAAGAUUGGAUCUUGAAGGGUUUUAGUGUGUGUUUGUGUGUGACAUUUGGGGGCUAAAUGGAUACUAAAGGAAGACUUGUUGCUGGUUCUCACAACAGAAAUGAGUUUAUUUUGAUCAAUGCUGAUGAAGUUGGAAGGGUUACUUCUGUGAAAGAGUUAAGUGGCCAUUUUUGCCAGAUUUGCGGAGAUGAGAUUGAAGUAACUGUGGAUGGGGAGCAAUUUGUUGCCUGCAAUGAAUGUGCUUUCCCUGUUUGCAGAAACUGUUAUGAAUAUGAGAGAAGAGAGGGCACUCAGUCAUGCCCUCAAUGUAGAACCAGAUACAAGCGCGUUAAAGGAAGUGCAAGAGUGGAUGGAGAUGAAGAAGAAGAUGAAUUUGAUGAUUUAGAUAAUGAGUUUGAUUAUGAGAGCAAUGACCACAGAUACCAUCAACACGGAGGAGAUGCAAAUGCCCCAUCUGGUCGCCAUAAUAUUGGUCGCGUUCCAUCUAACGCGUCUGGGCUUACAGCACCCUUAGAGAUGGAUUCGUCUACUCUUAACCCUGAAAUCCCUCUCCUUACUUAUGGUCAAGAGGAUGAUGCAAUUUCAGCCGACAGGCAUGCCCUUAUUGUGCCCCCUUAUAUGGGCAGUGCAAAGCGAGCUCAUCCUACGCCAUAUUCUGAUUCUUCAGUCUCUUUUCCACCUCGACCAAUGGAUCCGAAGAAGGAUUUGGCAGUAUAUGGGUAUGGUUCUGUUGCAUGGAAGGAAAGAAUGGAGGAGUGGAGGAAAAGACAGCAUGAUAAGCUUCAAGUGGUCAAGCACAAAGGGGGCUUUGGAGGUGGCAACAAUGUGGAUGAUCUGGAUGACCCUGAUUUGCCAAAGAUGGACGAAGGAAGGCAGCCAUUAUCAAGGAAGCUACCAAUCCCUUCAAGCAAGAUAAAUCCAUACAGGAUGAUCAUUAUAAUACGAAUGGCCAUUCUUGGACUGUUUUUCCACUAUAGGCUUCUUCAUCCAGUUCAUGAUGCCUAUGCAUUGUGGUUGGUAUCAGUUAUUUGUGAAAUAUGGUUUGCAGUAUCAUGGAUAUUUGAUCAAUUCCCGAAAUGGUCCCCUAUCGAGCGAGAAACGUACUUAGACAGACUAUCUCUAAGGUAUGAGAAAGAAGGGAAGCCUUCUGAGUUGGCUCCUGUUGAUGUGUUUGUGAGUACAGUGGAUCCACUAAAAGAACCUCCGCUCAUCACUGCUAACACAGUCUUGUCUAUCCUUGCUGUGGAUUAUCCAGUGGACAAGGUUGCAUGUUAUGUCUCAGAUGAUGGUGCUGCUAUGCUCACUUUUGAGGCCCUCUCUGAAACAUCUGAAUUUGCAAGGAAGUGGGUUCCUUUCUGCAAGAAGUUUAAUAUUGAACCUCGUGCCCCAGAGUGGUAUUUUGCUGAGAAGGUUGACUAUCUGAAAGAUAAAGUACAUCCUACAUUUGUAAGGGAACGGCGAGCAAUGAAGAGGGAUUAUGAAGAGUUUAAAGUACGAAUAAAUGGGUUAGUUGCAAUGGCACAGAAGGUUCCUGAAGAGGGAUGGACCAUGCAAGAUGGCACUCCAUGGCCUGGGAACAACGUUAGAGAUCACCCUGGAAUGAUUCAGGUGUUCCUAGGUAACAAUGGUGUUCUUGAUACUGAUGGAAACGAGUUGCCUCAUCUAGUUUAUGUUUCUCGUGAGAAGAGGCCUGGAUUCGACCACCACAAAAAAGCUGGUGCUAUGAAUUCUCUUAUUCGAGUCUCAGCAGUCAUCUCUAAUGCUCCAUACCUACUCAAUGUUGACUGUGAUCACUAUAUAAACAAUAGUAAAGCACUCAGGGAGUCAAUGUGCUUCAUGAUGGACCCUACAUCUGGAAAGAAAAUAUGCUAUGUACAAUUUCCUCAAAGGUUUGAUGGGAUUGAUCGUCAUGAUAGAUACUCAAAUCGUAACGUUGUAUUCUUUGAUAUUAAUAUGAAAGGAUUAGACGGCAUCCAAGGACCGAUAUAUGUUGGAACAGGUUGCGUGUUCAGGAGGCAAGCACUUUAUGGAUAUGAUGCGCCAGUAAAAAAGAAAGUGGAAGGAAAAACUUGCAACUGUUUGCCAAAAUGGUUUUGCUGCUGUUGUCCAUCUAGAAAGAAGACCAAGAAAGGUAAGUCCAAGGAUAAGAAGAAGACGAAGAGCAGGGAGGCUUCAACACAAAUACAUGCACUUGAAAAUAUUGAAGAAGGGAUCGAAGGAAUAGAUAGUGAAAAAACAUCACUCAUGCCCCAGAUAAAAUUUGAGAAAAAGUUUGGACAGUCACCAGUGUUUAUAGCGUCAACACUUCUAGAAGAAGGUGGAGUACUGCCUGGAGCAACUUCAGCUUCACUCUUGAAAGAAGCAAUUCAUGUUAUUAGUUGUGGUUACGAGGACAAGACAGACUGGGGAAAAGAGGUUGGGUGGAUCUAUGGCUCUGUUACUGAGGAUAUAUUGACCGGGUUUAAGAUGCACUGCCAUGGUUGGCGUUCUGUUUACUGCAUUCCUAAAAGGCCUGCCUUUAAAGGGUCAGCUCCCAUCAAUCUUUCUGAUCGUCUUCACCAAGUCCUCAGGUGGGCCCUUGGAUCUGUUGAGAUUCUCAUGAGCAAGCAUUGUCCGAUCUGGUACGGGUAUGGCUGUGGUCUGAAGCCACUGGAACGGUUUUCUUAUAUAAACUCUGUUGUCUAUCCUUUAACAUCAGUUCCAUUGGUUGCGUAUUGCACAUUGCCGGCUGUCUGUCUUCUGACCGGAAAGUUUAUCGUGCCGGAGAUUAGCAAUUAUGCCAGUCUUGUGUUCAUGGCCAUGUUUUUGUCCAUUGCGAUAACUAGUAUCCUAGAAAUGCAGUGGGGUCGUGUUGCCAUAGAUGAUUUGUGGAGAAAUGAACAGUUUUGGGUGAUUGGGGGUGUCUCAGCACAUCUCUUUGCUCUCGUUCAAGGUCUUCUGAAGGUUUUGGCUGGGGUAAACACUAGCUUCACAGUUACUUCGAAAGGAGGAGACGAUGGUGAAUUUUCCGAGCUGUACCUUUUCAAGUGGACUAGUUUAUUGCUCCCUCCUCUAUUAUUGCUGAUAUUCAACAUAGUUGGGGUACUGGUGGGAAUUUCAGAUGCUAUAACUAACGGUUAUGAGUCAUGGGGUCCACUCUUUGGCAGGCUGUUCUUUGCUAUCUGGGUCAUUGUCCAUCUAUAUCCCUUCCUGAAAGGAAUGAUGGGGAAACAAUCUGGGGUGCCGACUAUCAUCGUCGUAUGGUCGAUUCUUCUUGCUUCAAUCUUUUCACUGUUAUGGGUACGGGUCAACCCAUUCGUCUCAAGAGAUGGCAUUGUAUUAGAAGUUUGCGGGUUGGAUUGUGACUGAGGCGCAAAGGUAUUGUCAAGUGUUUUGUGUUGUCUUUUAUUUGGAAAGAUUGUUAAAAAAGUGCAGAAAAAGGUCACUUAAUUGCGCAGUUGAAGACAUUUUACACGUUCUGUGUUAUACAAAUUGUCAAAUAGCAGAAAUGAGCCUAUUAGAACAUUCUUGGUGGUGUAGAUAGAAGGCCAGUGCAGUGGUUGUACCAUUAACAUAUUCUUUUUGUUACAUUUUUUACAAAAUUUGUCUCGGUGAAUAUAAAGUUAUAUUAUUAUUCUUUAAAUUAAAUUCUCUCUAGGCUUUUUAAGUUUGUCAAACUUUAUAACACUGAUGGUGUGGUGUUGUGUACUUUUGUGGCUUGUAUCUUCAUUAUAGAAUUGUGAGGUAAACUUAUGAUUCUUGUAUUAUAUUCAUGCUAUGGGACAAUUUUUGCUAUGUAAUAUCAAGGUUCCAAGGCGGUGUCGGUGAA
Molecule: messenger RNA, 4107 nt
Organism: Daucus carota subsp. sativus
Lineage: Eukaryota; Viridiplantae; Streptophyta; Magnoliopsida; Apiales; Apiaceae
Product: cellulose synthase A catalytic subunit 5 [UDP-forming]
Exons: 14
Coding region: 357-3647 (1096 amino acids)
Biological process (GO): plant-type primary cell wall biogenesis; cellulose biosynthetic process
Cellular component (GO): trans-Golgi network; plasma membrane
Molecular function (GO): cellulose synthase (UDP-forming) activity
Source: RefSeq, a predicted model, not a curated record